GAAUGACUUAAUGGCAUAAUCAUUUGUGGUUUUAUGGCUAACCUCUACGCACUCGAGCCGACUCGAUUCCAUUAAUUCGAAAGGAAUGGCAGCCGCUGCAGCGAAGAACUGGUCGGGACUGGUGAAUCUUUGCCUGGGCCACGAGCGUGAGAAGAGGCCGGCAAGCAGCCAGCGCGGAUCGCUGACCAAGUCCCAUAUGGGCGUUUCCUUGCCGAUGGGUGGUGCUCCGGCAGCCAAGCCCACCAUGCGGUUCAUGCCCACCUACCGCCUGGAGUCCAAGAAUCCGCUCAACAAGGAGCGCGUGGAGAACAUCAUUAAGGCGGUGAUGAACCGACACUACAACGACGAGUACAUGUUCCAUCCCAAGCACUCCCUUCACAUGGCCGCGCAAGUGAGCGAGGAAAUCAAGAACCGCAUCAAACUCGACAACUACGACAGAUAUCGCUACAUAGUGCUGGUCACUGUGGGCGAGUUCCUGAUGCAGGGCCUCUACUCCAUGGUCAACUUCCUGUGGGAUGCUGAAAAAGACGGAUUUGUGACCUACAGCGUGGAGAGACCGUCGUACUUUGCGGUCUGCACCACCUUUUACCUGUACUACGAUUAAAAACGCGAUUCCAGGACCCUGACGCGUUCCACUUGAUGGUUCACUUUCUUCCACACUUGCUUGCACUGUAACUCACAACUCACAUUUUUAACACGUAGGAUGCGAUAGGUGUCGUUUAUUUGGAUAUCAGUACAAUAGUUUGAUAUAAUAUUUUGUUGAAUCAUAAAUUACUCUCGAACAUCCGUCUAAUGAUGCAAGACAACUGCGUUUGAUCGUUAUUACUACCUCUGAGUGUACUGAGUGUACGAUUGGUAUAUAUAAAUAAUAGAUUUGCGAACACACGCAUACACAGCACAUGCACUGGGUGAACUGCUCGGAUUGGAUUAUCAUUGUGUAUAAACUGAUCUUGGUCCGUGGAAUGACACUUGAACUCACUGAAGCAAAUGUAGCAUGAAUGCUUGCAUAAAUUAUAAACAAAACACUAUUCUUAUUCUUAUUCUUCUGUUGAGCGCAGCCACAAGAAAACCAAUGUAACAAUUGCCAAACCAAAUCAAACAGCAUAGACAUUUUGGAGCAAAUGCUACACGACGUUCUCUCUUCGGAUGGAAGACGGAUAUUGAUCGGGGAUCGGAACACGACAUGGAAUCGCCAGCCACUUACACGCACCCAGCGGCCAGAAACACCAAAGAACCUCUUGGAGAUCGAGGGGAACUGAAACUCAGCUGGAGUUAAGCACUUCGCACUGAUUGGGAAAUUGCACUGCAAACAACUUCUGGAGCCACUUCGCAGUCUUAUUUUGGACCCAACUGGACAAUCAGACCACUACUGGGCGCACUUUUGGUCGCACUGCCUUCUCGUCAUCGAACACAAACGAAA
Molecule: messenger RNA, 1420 nt
Organism: Drosophila simulans
Lineage: Eukaryota; Metazoa; Arthropoda; Insecta; Diptera; Drosophilidae
Product: dynein light chain Tctex-type protein 2B
Exons: 5
Coding region: 86-604 (172 amino acids)
Biological process (GO): microtubule-based movement
Cellular component (GO): cytoplasmic dynein complex; cytoplasm
Molecular function (GO): dynein intermediate chain binding
Source: RefSeq, a predicted model, not a curated record